This is a messenger RNA of Asterias rubens (European starfish), 1486 nucleotides long. RefSeq names its product betaine--homocysteine S-methyltransferase 1-like. Gene Ontology annotation, molecular function: zinc ion binding; betaine-homocysteine S-methyltransferase activity. The record is from RefSeq and is a predicted model, not a curated record. NCBI's taxonomy places the organism in Eukaryota, Metazoa, Echinodermata, Asteroidea, Forcipulatida, Asteriidae.
ACCACCUACCUAACGACCGAAAAGAGGCCGGGUAUUUGCCACGUUCUCAUGGAUAUAAGUGUGCACACAUGCUGAUAGUACACAGCAAUGACAUGGCUUGUCUGAAAAAGGGAUUGUUGGAGCGUUUGGCUGAGGGGAUUGUAGUGGGUGAUGGCAGCUUCAUUUUGACCAUGGAGAAGAGGGGAUAUGCAACUGCUGGUGCCUGGACACCGGAGGCUUGUAUUCUACACCCCGAUGCAGUUCGACAGCUCCACCGUGAAUUCCUGAGAAAUGGUGCUGAUGUGUUACAGACAUUUACAUUUUACUGCUCAGAUGAGCAACUGGCACAUGUUUCAGAUGGCAUUAACAACAAGGGAAAUUUGACUGCAGAUGGAAUUAAUGCUGCUGCCGUUGACCUUGCCAAAGAAGUGGCACAAGAGGGCGGUGCACUUGUUGCUGGCUCGGUGUUCGUUUCCCAAGUAAGCUUCGGGAAAGGCAAGAAGUACUGCCAGGAUGCUUUCAGACAGCAGCUGACGAUCUUCAAAGAUAAGGGUGUGGAUUUUCUUCUGGGCGAGUUUUUCAAUAAUGUGACGGAAGCUGAAUGGGCCAUUGAAACCAUGGUUGAAGUUGGAGUACCAGUGGCUUUCACCAUGCGAUUACCCCCAAGUGGGGAUAUUCUUGGGGUAUCUGUGGCAGAAUGCGCUGUCCGCAUGGCAAAAGCAGGUGCUAGCGUUGUUGGAGUUAACUGCAUCUAUGAUCCAGUAAUCAGUCUAAAAUCAAUUGCCUUGAUGAAGAAGGGCCUAGAGGAGGCAGGACUCCAGACCUAUCUGAUGGUCCAACCAUUGGGCUAUCAUACACAGGACCCUGGGAUGGAGAAGUGUAGGACCUACGCCGCACUACCAUCAUGGCCUUUUGCAAUGGAGCCUCGUGCUUUAACCCGUAUUGAUGUUCAUCGUUUUGCUAGAGAGGCUUAUGAGCUGGGAGUUCGUUACAUUGGAGGAUGUUGUGGAUUCGAGCCACAUCAUAUCAAAGCAAUAGCAGAAGAGCUGGCUGAAGAGCGAGGGCGUCUUCCACCAAGUGCUCCUGUCGGUGGCUCAUGGAAAAGUUUGGGUUUGAGUCACAUCAAGUACUAUUCUAAUAAAACCAAUUGGGAGUAUUGGGAAAACCUGAAACCAACAACAGGACGAGAGCUUGAUGCAUUCACAGAGUUUAUGCCCGAUGACUGAUGAACCGAGGGACUUGAGUUCAGGUGAUGGACACAAAGAUGAACACAAGGUAGCCAGGGUCAAAAUAUUCAUCAAGCCUGCAAGCACAAUAACUGGUUAAGCACAGAAAAAGUACUGCUUAAACAGAAACAGGUUUCCAGCCAAAAUUAAAUUAAGUUUACCCUGUUGUGACUGGUGCCCCACCCAUUUUUUGCUAAGCAAAGAAAUUUGUGAAGCAAUAUCUGUUGCUUAAAGUAACGUUACAGAAUUGGUAAGAAACGUGACCCAGAUGGCCGAUCGAU